Molecule: messenger RNA, 2150 nt
Organism: Pseudo-nitzschia multistriata
Lineage: Eukaryota; Bacillariophyta; Bacillariophyceae; Bacillariales; Bacillariaceae
Source: the annotation of a GenBank genome assembly
CUCUAUUCUCCUACGGUACUAUGGUAACUACCUCUGGUACGUACGUUGCAUACUCGUAUUCAUAAUUCAUACCCAGUACCAUACUGUACCGUUGUCGAGUACCGUACGGUAGUGAGCAGUCACAGCAAAACCAGACGGUGCCAUCUCUCCGUCUGACCAUCUGUCGGACUGCAUCGGCACACGGGGGAUGAUGGAUGGCAUGGGUGUCAUGGGCGUUGUGGGUGUUGGUGCCAAACGAAAACAAACAAACACACACCGCCACAACACCAAAAUCCGAAAACGAAAACGAAAACAAAAACGAAAACCUUCCUGUUUCGAUCGUCUGUUUCUCCCGGUGGGUGGGUGUGUGGUCGUCGCUGCACCGUACGGCACCGUCCGCGUGAGCAGGUGCUCCGACCCGCAUGGCUUGCGGGUGGUCCCGGGUCCCUUGGCCGAAGCGCAGCGCGGCGGGGGACCGCCGACGCCGCCGCUGGAUUCUUGCGGUUUGUGUGGCACUGGCACUGGCACCGGCCGUUCUGCCAUUGGCGUCCCUGCCCGCCGUUCCUUCGGCGCAGGCCUUUUCCCCGCCGCCGCGGCGGCGCGGGGGAGGAUCCCUUCUGCUUGACGCAAGGCCCGCCGAGGGCGUGCCCGCCGAGGUCGGCGGUGCCGACGGGGCAGCCCUGGACGGAACAAGGGCGGCGGACGGAACAAGGGCCACCGCCUACAAAAAGCGCCACUCCCGGUCGGUGUGCCUUUUGCCGCCGUCGCCUCUGGCGGGCGGCGGCGGCGAUGCGUGCGCCUCCGCUGCCUGGGAGGCCGUCCGGGAGGUCCGCCUCGCGCUUCGCGAUCCGGGGUUCUUUCGGUGGCCCCCGCACGUCAACCUCUUGUAUCCGUUCGUCGAGGAGGCCGACAACAACGACGACGACGGCUCUUUGCUCGCCAAGCUCCGCAGGGCGGCUUUGGGCGUCGAGCCUUUCUGGGUCUCCCUCGACCUCGGAAACCUCGAGACCUUUGGGGACGACACGCGGGGGGUCCUCUGGGCGGAUCCCAAAAGCCACCGGGGAGACCGGCCGGGGGCAACGCAAGCCCCCAUCGAGGAGCUCCAGGCCCUGCUGGAGAGGGAGUUCCCGAUGUGCUCGGAAUCCCUCAAGGAACGGACCUUCGUCCCGCACAUGACCAUGUCCGCCAAGUUCGGUUCUCUCGGGGACGCCAAGGCGGCGGCGGCGUGCCUGGACGCCCGGAGAAGGGGCGAGACCACAAGGGUGGUCUCCUUCCGGUGCGAGGAGUUCUACCUGCUGGAGCGGGAGAGCGACGACGCGCAGUUCCUGAAAAAGGCCACCAUCGCGCUGGGGAGGGGGGCCACCGGUUCAGGGGUCCGCCUCCACGAUCCCCCGGAAGUUAUCGGGGGGAUGCCCCCUUCCGAGGAGGGGUGGGUCCGCACCGAGACCGAGGGCUUCCGGGCCAGGCGCCGGAAGAACCAGGCGCACCGCAAGCGGGGCGGGGGGAGGACCCGUCCCGGAUACCGGGCCCGGAGGCGGCAAAAGCUGGCCGCGAAACACUCGGGAGCGCCCGCAAGGGACGCCAGAAGGCGAGACCCGCCCCUGCGGCACGACACGGACGAGGAGGUGGCCAGGAAACGGGCCGAGCGCCGGGCGAGGCGGGAGCAGCAACAGCAACAGCGGGGCCGGGCUUCCGGGCACACCCGAGCGGCACGGGACGGACGGCCUGGCGCUGCCGUAUGCCGCGGCGUGCAAAAGAAAACGAACCAAAAUAAAACAAAACGAGACGAGACGAGACGACGGGUAGGGGAAGAAGAUCGAGGGAAGCUGCCGUUUGGAGCGGGUGCCUUCCCGGCGACGUUUCGGGCCCGCAGAGCCCCGAUCGAACACGAACCAAAGCGCAGCAUCAAAACGAAGCCACGCCGUGAUGGGAAAGACGGCCAUACCAUCGCGGUCUACUCGCACGAAAACACGGAGUGCUCUGGAACAGUGAGUAUCGGAUGCAAAGCACCGGGAAGAAACGUUCGAACCCUCCGCUUUGGUGCUAUGAAAAAGUAGGAAUCGGUGCAAUCCAUCGGAACAACUUUUGUAUGUUUUUCGAGCUCUGACUACUAUGUAGUUUUCCCUCGCUACAACUCACUCCCGAGAGACUUAUAAACCAUUAAAUACUAC